Molecule: messenger RNA, 1448 nt
Organism: Amaranthus tricolor (Joseph's coat)
Lineage: Eukaryota; Viridiplantae; Streptophyta; Magnoliopsida; Caryophyllales; Amaranthaceae
Product: stem-specific protein TSJT1-like
Exons: 5
Coding region: 205-981 (258 amino acids)
Source: RefSeq, a predicted model, not a curated record
GUCCAUCACUUUUGGCUUAAAUUAAGCUAAAUAUUGGAAAAGUGUCCUAAGAGUGUAGACUACCUAUAUAUACACAACCUUUGGACACAUAAAUCUUUCAUUAUUUACUCUUUAUCCAAAGAAGGUAUUAUUCUACAUCCAAUUUGCAAAUCUCCAUUUCUCAAGAAUUCUUAUAAAUUUAUUAAUCAUUCUUGAUACUUAAAAAUGUUGGCAAUAUUCAACAAAAAUUUGGUGGAUCCACCAAAGGAGUUGAACAGCCCGGUUUCACACUCAUCCGGGUCGGGUAACAAGCCCAAGUACGCUGAAGAUAUUGUGAGGAUAUUUCAGCAAGCUUAUUCUCAAAAUACACCUAUUUCUUUUGGUUUUGGAAAUUCUGCUUUCCUUGCUUAUUCCCCUUCCAAAGGCAUUCCAAUUCACCAACAAAGGAUUUUCUGUGGUGUGGACAACAUGUAUUGCAUAUUCUUGGGGAAUUUGAACAACUUAAACUCGUUGAUCAAACAAUAUGGGCUAGGAAAAGCAACAAAUGAGGCUAUGUUUGUAAUUGAAGCUUAUCGGACCCUCCGAGAUCGGGGUCCAUACCCGGCUGAUCAAGUUCUUAAGGGUCUUGAAGGCUGUUUUGGAUUUGUAAUCUAUGAUAAAAAUGCUGGAACUGUGUUCUCUGCUCUGGGAGCUGAUCAAAGAGUGCAACUAUUCUGGGGAGUUGCGGCAGAUGGGUCUGUGGUUAUGUCUGACAAUUUAGAUGUUAUAAAAGCAAGCUGUGCAAAAUCCUUUGCACCUUUUCCUUAUGGGUGUAUGUUCCAUAGUGAAGUAGGGCUAAUGAGCUUUGAACAUCCAAAAAAUAAAAUGAAGGCAAUGCCAAGAAUUGAUAGUGAAGGUGCAAUGUGUGGUGCUAAUUUUAAGGUGGAUGUUUCAUCUAAGAGGAGUGCUAUGCCUCGUGUUGGAAGUGAAGCUAAUUGGGCCUUAUCUAAUUCUCAAGCUUAAUUCUUUGGACACAAUUUUAAAACUUCUUACUUUUGUCCGUCUUAUUAAAAACGCAAAAAUUAAAUUAGUAACAUAUGAAAAUAGCCGAAAUAACUAAAUAUCUUUCUAAUUACAACUAAUUUUGUAAUGUCAUGUUUGCCUAAUUAUGAGGUUUACGGUUUUUAAUUAGGCUUUUUUUUUUUUGCUUUUUUUUAGUUGGAUUUUUUUAUUUCUUCUUUGUGUUUUGAUAGGUAGUAUAAGUAAAUUUUAAUUUUUAAUCUAACCCCAUUCUUGAUGUGUGUGGGGGGGGGGGGGGGGAAUACUACCUAUGUGUACGUUUAUGUUGAUGAAAAGGAAACUUCUUGAUGUCAUCUAAUUUUUUAUUUUUAAGAGUUGCAUACUACCUAACACAUGACUUCAAACGUUGUUUAUGUGUUUAGUCUUGUACUAUAAGUUGAUAUUCAUAAAAAUACAUAUAUUUUACUAAA